Messenger RNA from Mollisia scopiformis, 1818 nucleotides. RefSeq lists its product as uncharacterized. Lineage: Eukaryota; Fungi; Ascomycota; Leotiomycetes; Helotiales; Mollisiaceae. Gene Ontology annotation, molecular function: myo-inositol:proton symporter activity. Bases 1 to 1818 code for a protein of 605 amino acids. The record is from RefSeq and is a predicted model, not a curated record. Gene Ontology annotation, cellular component: membrane. Gene Ontology annotation, biological process: transmembrane transport. The transcript is spliced from 6 exons.
AUGGCGACAUCAGCUCCUGAUUUCUCUUCCAAGAAUGCCGCGACACAUCUUGAAGAUGUUGAAGAUCCGAAGAACCGUAUCAAUGUCAGCUUCGCUCAGAAUAUAAAUGCAAAAAUCUGCAAUCCCCUAGCCGGAAUUCCAAAACCCGAGCUUCUCGCCAGCGUCGCCUCCUUUUGCGAAACCUAUGGCCUAACCGACAAACUCUCCGUUUUCGAAAAAGGUGCUCUUGUAGCCCAAAUCCCAGAAAACUUCGAGAGCAUUGAAGAGCUUACCGAAGACGACAAAUACCACCUCCGUCGUGAGAUAACUCAUAAGUGGCAUCUCCCAAAAGACCUCUACUACACCAUCGCCCUCUGCUCUCUCGGCUCUGCUCUCCAAGGUUGGGACAAUACUGGUGCUAAUGGAGCAAAUCUGUCUUUUCCCGAGGAAUUCGGGAUAUCGCACAACACCUGGCUUAUAGGUUUCAUCAACUCAGCUCCGACGAUAUCCGGUCUCUUCGCCGCCUGGCUUGCUGAUCCACUCAAUAAUUGGGUUGGGAGACGAGGUGUUAUUUUCUUCACUGGCCUCUUCUGCGUUUUUCCCGUUCUGGCCCAAGCUUUCACGCAGAAUUGGUGGGGCUUACUGCUCUGCAGGUUGAUCAUGGGGAUAGGGCUUGGCAUCAAAAUUACCACUAUUCCAAUUAUGACCAGUGAGGUUGUUCCAGCUGUCAUUAGGGGUGGACUGGUGAUGAGCUUCCAGCUUUGGGUUGCGUUUGGGAUUUUGGUGGGGUUCAGUUCGAAUCUGAUUUUCUAUGAUAUUGGGAGGUUGGCUUGGAGGUUUCAGCUUGCGGCUGCGUUUGCACCCGCUAUUCCCGUGCUGAUCUUUAUUUGGUUUUGUCCUGAAUCACCAAGAUGGUUGCUAAAGAAGUACCGCAUCCAAGAAUCCUUCGCCUCCUUCUGCCGUCUUCGGAAUUCUGAGGUCCAAGCAGCGCGUGAUCUGUACUACGCCUACAACCAAUUCCUCACCGAAGAAGAAGCCUUCGGAGGUUCCUCUUUCUUCACCCGCUUCACAGAUCUCUUCCGCGUCCCUCGCAUCCGACGCGCAACCAUGGGCGGCGCAAUCGUGAUGGCCGCUCAACAAUUCUCCGGCAUCAACAUCAUGUCCUUUUACUCGUCCACCAUCUUCGCCAACGCGGGCUACAACACGAAAAAUACCCUGUUGGCCUCUUUCGGCUUUGGUCUCAUCAAUUUCGUCUUCGCGUUCCCGGCUAUUUGGACGAUUGAUACUUUUGGUCGGAGGAAUUUGCUACUGUUUACGUUCCCGAAUAUGGCGUGGUGUUUGAUUGCUGCCGGGUGUUGUUUCUUGUUGCCUGAUAGUGCGGCGGCUAGACUUCCGCUGAUUGCGUUUUUUAUUUAUUUGUUUACUGCUUUUUACUCUCCUGGUAUUGGACCAGUACCAAAUGUGUACGCAGCAGAGUGUUUCCCGCUCUCUCAUCGAGAAAUCGGAGCGGCGAGUUGCAUCUUUGUCAAUAAUGCGUUGUCGAGUAUUUUGGGAUUGACUUUCCCCUCGUUGCUGGCUGGGAUUACUCCUACUGGUGCCUUUGGUUUCUAUGCUGGUUUAAACAUGUUGGCUUUUGUCAUCAUCUUUUUCUUCUUACCAGAAACAAAGCAACGCACACUCGAAGAACUAGAUUAUAUCUUUGGCGUCCCUACCCGUCGUCAUGCAGCGUACUAUGGUGGGACUUGGCUUCCGUGGGCUGUGAAGAGGUAUUUGUUCUUCCAGGGCAAGGCGAAGAUAGAGCCACUUUAUCAUAUUGAGGGGUUUGGAGGCGAGGAUUAG